GACCUUACCCCACUCCAGAAUGCGACCUCUACAACGACGCCUUGCAGAUUGGAGUCGAAUUUCCGCUCCAGCCAUGUGACGCCAAUAGAACCUAAUAUUCCUCCAUUCAAUGACUGUGUCGUUCGCCUUGACGACGACCAGGAGAGGCGAGCAUCGCAACCGGAGAAAUCCGCAGAUGUGCAUUCCACGUCUUCCAAUGAUUACAGCGGUCAACCCCUUCCCACUGUCGUCACCGAUGAACAGUCAGGCGAACUUUCUUCUGAGGUGUUAGAUUCCGCACUUUCUUCCAACAACCUGCCGCAGGAUGACGUUCCUUCAGUCCAGAAUGGGACCUCUACGAUGACGCCUUGUAUGUUGGAGUCCACUUUCCUGUCCAACCCGGUGACACCAAUGGAUGAUGUUGCCUUACCUCUUGAAGACACUAACGAGGGUAGCGCGAUAACGCAACCGGAGCAACCUACCGUUGUCCAUCUCGCGUCAUCCAAUGGUGGCCGCGGUCAGUCCCUUCCUGCUGGCGUCAGCGAUCAACAGUCCAGAAAGCGUGCUUUUGUCAAGCUUGAUUCUGCACCUGAUGAUUGCGGGGAGGAAUUAACGGAACUACCGAAGGAAGGCGAGAAAUCUCUAAGCACUGCUGUUUUCCUCACCUGA
Molecule: messenger RNA, 648 nt
Organism: Dibothriocephalus latus
Lineage: Eukaryota; Metazoa; Platyhelminthes; Cestoda; Diphyllobothriidea; Diphyllobothriidae
Source: the annotation of a GenBank genome assembly